Brassica oleracea var. oleracea is the source of this 468-nucleotide messenger RNA. RefSeq lists its product as uncharacterized. The transcript is spliced from 2 exons. Gene Ontology annotation, molecular function: zinc ion binding. Bases 1 to 468 code for a protein of 155 amino acids. NCBI's taxonomy places the organism in Eukaryota, Viridiplantae, Streptophyta, Magnoliopsida, Brassicales, Brassicaceae. The record is from RefSeq and is a predicted model, not a curated record.
AUGUCAGGGGCUUCAAGUGAUGUAUCUGGAGCAUCGAGUGGAGGAAGUAGUUCUCUUCGUAGAGGUGGAAAGAUAAUAGGGAUUCCAAAGAGAUGUUGGUGUGGCACUGAAAUUGUCCCUCUGAUGUCAAAAUCCGACCACAACCCAUACAGAAGAUACUUCCGAUGUGCCCAUGCUGCAGCGAAGAAGCUUAUGAAUGAUAACCAUGUAUUCAAGUGGAUUGAUGAGGUUUUGAUAAACGAAGUUGAAUCACUCCAAUUCAAAAUUGCAAGGCAUGAAGAACAACUGAUAGAGAUGGCAAAAACAGAGACUUUGUUGGCUGAGAAAGUUCAAAUGACAGUGGAAAAAGAGAUAUUUGAUCAGGUAGAACAAGUGUUGAUAGAAGCCAAAGCAAGCAUGAAGAAAAUGAUGGUAUUAGGACUUGUUGGAUGUGUAGUAUUGGGAGUGAUAGUGGGCAAGGUUGUAUGA